UUUCUCUCCAAGCUGCUGGACAAAGUGCAGUCUCACUCCACAGUCAUUGGGAAGGUGUGGCUCACUGUUCUCUUUGUCUUCAGGAUCAUGGUCCUCGGAGCCGGGGCUGAAAAGGUGUGGAGCGACGAACAAUCAAAAAUGAUCUGCAACACUAAGCAACCUGGUUGCACGAACGUGUGUUACGAUCACACCUUUCCAAUCUCCCACAUUCGCUUCUGGGUGCUUCAGAUCCUCUUUGUGUCCACGCCAACACUUCUAUACUUCGGCCACGUUCUGCAUAUACUCCACAAAGAAAAGAAACUAAGACAGCAGAGUGAAAGCCAUGCGGAAAAGCAAGGCCUCAACCAUCCCAAAUACACAGACGAUCAUGGCAAAGUUAUAAUCAAGGGCCAGUUAUUAGGUAGUUACCUAGCCAGCCUGUUUGCUAAGAUCUUGCUCGAGGCUGCAUUUAUUGUAGGCCAGUAUUAUAUUUACGGUUUCAUCAUGAUCCCUAAGAUAGAAUGCUCCCAAUCUCCUUGCCCU
Sinocyclocheilus anshuiensis is the source of this 522-nucleotide messenger RNA. RefSeq names its product gap junction Cx32.2 protein-like. Gene Ontology annotation, cellular component: connexin complex. The record is from RefSeq and is a predicted model, not a curated record. Lineage: Eukaryota; Metazoa; Chordata; Actinopteri; Cypriniformes; Cyprinidae. Gene Ontology annotation, biological process: cell-cell signaling. The transcript has a single exon. Gene Ontology annotation, molecular function: gap junction channel activity. The annotation marks the transcript as partial.